Messenger RNA from Musa acuminata subsp. malaccensis (wild Malaysian banana), 1634 nucleotides. RefSeq names its product probable arabinosyltransferase ARAD1. Lineage: Eukaryota; Viridiplantae; Streptophyta; Magnoliopsida; Zingiberales; Musaceae. The record is from RefSeq and is a predicted model, not a curated record. Gene Ontology annotation, molecular function: glycosyltransferase activity.
CUCGUUCGGAGCAAACCGAGGCCGGUGGAGGAAAGCCAUGAAGGCCUCCGUGCCCCUUCUUGCAGUCAUCGUCCUCGCCCUCGCUCUCGCUCUCCUUCUAAUCUCCUCCCGAUUCAACCCUUCCCCCUCUCCAAAAUCCCUCCUUUCCUCGAGCCCUACGUUCCAUUCCGCCCCCCGCCUCAAGGUCUUCGUCGCCGACCUUCCCCGCUCCCUCAACUACGGCCUCCUCGACGAGUACUGGGCGCUCUCUACCCCAGACUCCCGGAUCGGCGUCGACCCCGACGCCGGUCUCCGGCCUGCCGUCGCCGCUGCGGCGCCCUGGAAGCCCUACCCGGAGAAUCCUCUCAUCAAGCAGUACAGCGCUGAGUACUGGCUGCUGGGGGACCUCGAGACGCCCAGCGGGCGGAGGGGGAGCUCGUUCGCCGAGAGGGUGUACGACCUGGACCGCGCCGACGUGGUGUUCGUGCCGUUCUUUGCCACGCUGAGCGCGGAGAUGGAGCUCGGGUGGGGGAGGAAAGGCGGGUUCUUGAAAAAGGAGGGGAACGAGGAUUACAGGCGGCAGAGGGAGGCGGUGGAUCGGAUCAGGGAAUCGGAGGCGUGGAGGAGAUCCGGCGGGCGGGAUCACGUGUUCGUCUUGACUGAUCCGGUAGCUACUUGGCACGUGAGAAGCGAGAUAGCUCCUGCUAUUCUUCUAGUGGUUGAUUUUGGUGGUUGGUACAAGAUUGACUCUAAAGAAUCUGCCAACUCUUCAAAUAUGAUACAUCACACUCAGGUUUCAUUGCUCAAAGACGUGAUUGUGCCUUACACCCAUCUGCUACCUAGAUUGCGAUUGUCAGAGAAUCGGCAUAGGCGUAACCUUCUCUACUUCAAAGGGGCUAAACAUAGGCACCGGGGAGGGUUGAUCCGUGAAAAAUUAUGGGAUUUGUUGGUUAAUGAGCCUGGUGUUAUCAUGGAAGAAGGUUUUCCUAAUGCCACCGGUCGUGAGCAGUCGAUUAAAGGAAUGCGUUCCUCAGAAUUUUGUUUGCAUCCCGCAGGAGAUACCCCCACCUCAUGUCGCCUCUUUGAUGCCAUUCUUAGUCUUUGUAUACCAGUCAUCGUCAGUGAUGAAAUCGAGCUCCCAUUUGAAGGAAUGAUAGACUACUCAGAUUUCUCAGUUUUUGUGCCUGUCAGCAAAGCAUUGCAACCGAAGUGGCUAGUAAAUUACUUGAGGAGUAUUUCUGAACAGCGUAAACGAAGAUAUCGCCUGAAUAUGGCACAAGUUCAGCCUGUUUUUGAGUAUGAUAACGGCAAUCCUGGUGGCAUAGGACCUGUUCCUCCUGUUGGUGCGGUGAACCACAUUUGGAGAAAGAUCUAUCAGAAGGUACCGAUAAUUAGGGAAGCAAUAAUCCGGGAAAAGCGAAAACCCGAAGGUGUUUCAAUCCCACUGCGCUGUCACUGCACUUGAUCAGCUGUCUUGCUCCGAGUGUUUGGUUACUGAGCCAUCUAACCAAACGAUGAUCUAUUCAUUCUCUUGUAACAUGUUAAUUACAUGUAAAGUCUUUUUUUCAGCUGCUCUAAGAUCGUCACAAAUAUGCAGAAACUGGAAAUGAUUGAUAGUAGUUCUAUUCUAUUCUUAUGCUACUUCCCGGAUCUCA